Rotaria sordida is the source of this 228-nucleotide messenger RNA. Lineage: Eukaryota; Metazoa; Rotifera; Eurotatoria; Philodinida; Philodinidae. The record is from the annotation of a GenBank genome assembly.
AUGUAUGGUUACAACACUCAUAUGGCUAGAGAAUUAAAAUCUGAUUCGUGGAUUGAAAGACAUGUUCCGGGCGGAUUAAAUGGUUUUAUAGGUGAAUUUCUUGACAAUGCAAUAGGUGGAAAUCCAAAUCCAACAUAUGGUCAAAUCGUUGGAGGUUUUCCCGGAGUUGGUGGACACAGAGGUUAUCCGCACUAUGGUCAUUCGUAUGGUUAUGGAGGUUAUUAUUAA